Fukomys damarensis (Damara mole-rat) is the source of this 2698-nucleotide messenger RNA. It is a transcript of the gene Slc6a19, whose product is annotated as solute carrier family 6 member 19. Gene Ontology annotation, biological process: sodium ion transmembrane transport. Bases 1 to 1905 code for a protein of 634 amino acids. The transcript is spliced from 12 exons. Gene Ontology annotation, cellular component: plasma membrane. The record is from RefSeq and is a predicted model, not a curated record. Lineage: Eukaryota; Metazoa; Chordata; Mammalia; Rodentia; Bathyergidae.
AUGGUUUGGCUAGUGCUGCCCAACCCUGGCCUGGAGGACCGGAUCCCAUCCCUGGACACACUGGAUGCCAUUGAAAAGAAAGAGGCCAGCUCUCGGCCGCAGUGGGACAACAAGGCCCAGUACAUGCUGACCUGUGUGGGCUUCUGCGUGGGGCUGGGCAACGUGUGGCGCUUCCCCUACCUGUGCCAGAGCCACGGAGGAGGGGCCUUCAUGAUCCCAUUCCUCAUCCUGCUGGUCCUGGAGGGCGUCCCCUUGCUGCACCUGGAGUUCGCCAUUGGCCAGCGGCUGCGGAAGGGCACCAUAGGCGUGUGGAGCUCCAUCCACCCUGCUCUGAAGGGCCUAGGCAUCGCAUCCAUGCUGGCGUCCCUCACAGUCGGCCUGUACUACAACACCAUCAGCGCCUGGAUCUUGUGGUACUUCUUCAACUCCUUCCAGGAGCCCCUGCCGUGGAGCGAGUGCCCACUGGAUGGGAACCGGACAGGCUACGUGGACGAGUGUGCCAGGAGCUCCCCCGUGGACUACUUCUGGUACCGCGAGACCCUCAACAUCUCCACCUCCAUCGACAACUCGGGCUCCAUCCAGUGGUGGAUACUGAUCUGUCUCACCUCCGCCUGGAGCAUCCUGUACGUGUGCACCAUCCGCGGCAUUGAGACCACAGGGAAGGCAGUGUACGUCACCUCCACGCUGCCUUAUGUCGUGCUGACCAUCUUCCUCAUCCGCGGCCUGACGCUGAAGGGCGCCAUCAAUGGCAUUGUCUUCCUCUUCACACCCAAUAUCAAGGAGCUAGCCAACCCAGUGACCUGGCUGGAUGCAGGUGCCCAGGUCUUCUACUCCUUCUCACUGGCCUUCGGGGGCCUCAUCUCCUUCUCCAGCUAUAACUCUGUGCACAACAACUGCGAGAUGGACGCGGUGAUUGUGUCUAUCAUCAACGGCUUCACAUCCGUGUACGCGGCCACCGUGGUCUACUCCAUCAUCGGCUUCCGCGCCACCGAGCACUACGAUGACUGCAUCAGCCAGAACAUCCUGAUGCUCAUCAAUGCCUUCGACCUGCCCGAGGGCAAUGUGACCGAGGAGAACUUCGCUGCCAUGCAGCAGUGGCUCAACGCCACCAACCCUGCCGCCUACGCGGGGCUCAAGUUCCAGAAGUGCGACAUGAACUCCUUCCUGUCCGAGGGUGUGGAGGGCACAGGCCUGGCCUUCAUCGCCUUCACUGAGGCCAUCACCAAGAUGCCAGUGUCCCCUCUGUGGUCGGUGCUCUUCUUCGUCAUGCUAUUCUGCCUGGGCCUCUCCUCCAUGUUUGGGAACAUGGAGGGGGUAGUCGUGCCCAUGCAGGACCUCAAGGUCAUCCCUGAGAAGUGGCCCAAGGAGCUGAUUACAGGCCUCAUCUGCCUGGGCAACUACCUCAUCGCCUUCAUCUUUGCCCUGAACUCGGGCCAGUACUGGCUGUCCCUGCUGGACAGCUACGCGGGCUCUAUACCCCUGCUCGUCGUGGCCUUCUGCGAGAUGUUUGCUGUGGUGUACGUGUAUGGCAUAGACAGGUUCAACAGGGACAUCGAGUUCAUGAUCGGACACAAGCCCAACAUCUUCUGGCAGGUCACAUGGAGGCUGGUCAGCCCGCUCAUCAUGCUGGUCAUCUUCCUCUUCUUCUUUGUGAUCCAGGUCAAUAAGGAGCUCACGUACACCGUGUGGGACCCCAGCUAUGAGGAGUUCCCAAAGUCCCAGAAGAUCCUGUACCCAGGCUGGGUGACCGCCGUCGUGGUGGUUGUGGCUGGGGUGCCCUGCCUCAUCAUUCCUGGCUUUGCCAUCUACAAGUUCAUCAGCAGAUACUGGCAGAGGCCACAGGACCACCAGGGGCUGGUCAGUGCACUGUCCACGGCCUCCAUGAACGGGGACCUGAAGGGCUGAGUGGGGCCUGUGUGGCAGUGCACACGCCGGCAUUGCAUGUGCGCACGCAGACACCCGUGGGUGCAUAUGUGCAUCUGAGUGUGCGUGACAGCACACGUGUGCUGUUUGUAUGUGUGUGCAUGUAUAUAUGUACAGUGAGCUUAUGUAUACAAGUGUGUGGCUGCAUUUCUGAUUCGAUGUCCAUAUGCACACAUGUUACAUGUAUGAGGAUAUUUCUGUGUGCAUAUGUUCCUGUAGAUCGUGUUGUGCUCACACCUGUAUGCAAGUCUGUUAUACAUGUGGAAACAAGGCUGUGCAUGUGUGUGCUUAUUCAUACAUGUGUAUUUGCAGUGGGAGAGGCAUGUGUUGUGCAUAUAAAUGCAUGUGCAUCACAUGCGAGUGUGUGUGUUGUGUACACAAGUGCCUACCGUGCACAUGUGUGAAGCAUGUGUGUUUACACAUUCACGGCACACAUUCCCACCCCUGGGGCAAGCUGCCCUCUGCACUUACCCUCCCAGCCGUGGCAGGGCACGGACUAUGCCCGGCAGCCCUGGUGUGGCUACCCCGGCCCCGCACACACCACGGUCCGCAGCCUAGGGUUGCCGGCCCUGCUUCUCCAUCCGCACCCAGGGCUUCUCAGAGUGGCCCUCGCUGCCUGCCUACUCACUCCCACUCCUGGCUUCUUCAGAGUGGUAGUCAAGGCCCUUUUGCUGCCUGAGGAGAAGCCCAAGGAGGGUGGUCUUGAGGCAGAGAAGACGGCCUGGCCGAUUUGCACAGGGUCGGGCCUGGCAGAGUCCAGCCUGGUGAAUUCCAA